AUGAAGCGCCGGAGAUUGCGGUCAAAGCAAAGGCCUCCCCCAUGCUAUGAUGAAAAAAGAGAUAGUGAGGACGGUCAUGUUUUACCACUUGCUGCGAGUGCAGCUGUUGCAGUUGGCGAGAGUCAUGCAUGUGAGGCGGGCCCUGCAGAAGCGGAAAUUGUUGAUGCUGCAAACGCAGCCCUUGCUGAAGCUGUGGACAAUGAUGGGCAUGAAAAUGCAGAUGCCGCUAUUCGUUGGCAGUUGCUGAGUACGUAUAAGACUGUGCAAGGCUUGGUUGCAGCUGUGAUUCGUGAGAAGAGCGAUGAGGAGCUCCACAACAUUUCAAUCAACAUCAUCUUGGACGAUAUCCAGGCAAAAGCUUCCAACAAAAUCAGCAUGUCAGAACUUCUGGAGGAGAAAGACGAGUUUGUAGCGGCUACAAUGUCCGCAGUUCCAAAAGAGCUCUCUCGACGAUUGCUUCUUGCUGUGAACAAGCCACAGGCGCAUGCCGGGCGACCAGCACAAAUAGAUUCACAAUGUGUCCAAAAGACUUACCUGCUCACCUUCUCCAACCUGGAUCCAAGCAAUGCUCCCACCAGGGAAACCAUCCUUGAGACCGUCUUGCAGGCAUUUGGCGCUGCAGGCUAUGGUUCGGAUGUUUGCGUGACGCAUGCCUGCGUCUUCCGGGAGACGCAUGGCAGUGGGCAGUGGCACUUCCAUGUGCCGACAGCAUUGUCGCACCCUUGUCGAUGGGUUGGAUGGAAAAAAGAGUUGUCGAAAGCUGGCUACAUUGCUCAUUUUGCAAACAUGGCUAUUGAUGACCACAGCAAGCACAGAAAAAUGCAAUAUGCCCAUAUGUUGCGGUACCUCUGGUUGCCAUCUGACAAGAAGGGCCUGUCCGCCUUGGACAAAGAUCCCUUGUUGUGGUGCAGUGGGGGCCGGAAGCAUCCGCCUCUUCUAGAUGCGAUCAAUGGGGUCUUGGACAGUACUGCAAUUGAAGAGAAGGUGGCAGAGCGUUUUUUGCAGCGUUGGUCUGCGGGCAAGCGUGGGCCAUGCAAAUUCUCUGACUUGGAGUUAUGGCCAAUAGUGAAAGAGCUUGGGCUCACUGUCGAUGACCCUGUCCUGCUUGCUAAACUCCUUCAGCAUGGGCGAAAUUCCGGAAAUGAAAGAUUGCUGAACUACCUCUUCCGCACAAACAACACCAUCAGAGAGAAGGUCGCCAUGUGCUGCACACUAGAAUCAUGUGAUCGCGUCAUCGCAGAUUCUCAGACAACUACGUGGAAGCGUGUCACUGCCGCCUUGGGGCGACAGUGUUGUUGUGACAGAACUUGGGCACCAGCAGCUCGCGAGAUUCUCCGCAACAAUGACAUUGAGGAGGGGAAGCUUUGCCAACAUUUGCGUCAGGCCCUCAUGCUGGGCAUGCAGAAGAAGGGAGACGCAGUAUGCUUCACAGGUUCCGGAAACGAGGGCAAAAGCUUCAUUUUGAAGCCAUUGCGUGAAAUUUUCCAGCGCGUGUUCGCCUGUCCAGCUCGAGGGUCGUAUCCUCUCUUAGAUUUGCCGCAGUCCCAAGUGGUCAUUUUAGAUGAUUGGAGACCUGACCAUGGAGCCUUGGAUGUCAGCAGUUUGUGGCCCAUCGCAGACACUCGUGGGGGACAGAAAAAGGGCCUGAUUCGGCAGCAUGAGCCAGUGUCGUACUUGUGCCAGACAGUUUCAGUAGAUCCUUUACUCAUGUCAGUAGCCGCCGAAGCCGUGGCCUGCUUGGCAGAGAAGAAGGUGACAGAACUCCGAGCAGCCCUUCUGCUGAACAAAAAGCACAUACGAAAUUGCCAGCAGCAAUCUCGCAGAGAAGCUGCUUCGCUGCUCAAAGGCGGCCUUUCUUGCCACUCUGAGCGAAAAGUUUUGGCCGUCUAUGCUUUGUCAAACUGGGAUUUGAGUUUGGCUCUGCGAGCGGCACAGCGCUUGAAGAUGGUGCCUGAGGGGAGCGAGAGCUCAGCAGUCUCUGGUGAUGCGGCUGCUGCGCAUGGAGGUCAACGAGGUGGAGCAGAUGGGACAGCUUUGGUGGAUGUGCCGAGGCCAGCUCACUUGCCCCUGGACUUCGGACAGCCAGCUCGAGAUCCUCAAGGUCUUCUAGCUCCUUUGGUUCGGGGCGCUCUUGGUGAUGGUCGAGCUCUACAAGCUGAUCAGGGUCAAGUUGGACAUUCAGGUCAAGUUCAACACGGCGAUCAAGGAGGUCGUGCUCAGGUGAACGAUGGGUCAAUGACUAGGAGGGGCACGGAGACAGUGAACCCUUUCUGGAGUUCUGAUGUGAGGAGAAAUGCUCUCAUGUCAGGUCAAGGACGUCUACCAGGUGACGUGGGGCUGACUCGCAACUUGCAGCCGGUGAUGGAUGCAGCGGGAAGCGGCCGGACUGGCCAGGACCUGGAUGAAGGUGAACUUGAGAGGAUCCGGCAAAGGGUCCUGCGUGAAGCGGAGGAGAACUUCAAGCUGGAGAUCAGGAAGCUUCGUGGUGAGGUGGGGACAGACUCCAGGUCUUACCAUUCGGCUUCAUCUGGUGGUGACCAGGGAGCUCCUUCGGCAGCGCAAGGUGAUAGAGCAGCUUCUGGAGCUACUACAACUCCACUUCGGGGGAUUGGCAUGGCUUGGCAGCGAUGUCAACUCCUGGACAAGGAGAUCGCGGUGGUGCUGUGGUCAAUGGAACGCCAGUGGCAGGUGUUCCUUCUCCGCCUGGUUUGGAUCAACGAGGAGCUCCCAGCCAUGCCGGCUCCGGGUGUGGAAGGGGCUUCAUUAGCCUUUGGAGACUGGCUUGCACUGGCUAGUCCACAAAUGUCAGACAUUGGAGCGGUAUCCCGGGAUUGGUGGAUCUAUGUCUUACAGCAGGUGGAGGAGCACUAUGAAAGAUGGUUGGUGGCUGGUCAUGUGGAUCGCCUUCGCCUACGUCCUGGUGAUUGUCCUCACAAAACAGCUUUGGGUGGCAUCAACGGCGUCGACACCAAAACGCCGAGAAGGGUCAGUAAGAUCAAGGAAAGGAUGACUCCGGAGAAGGGUAGUCCUGGUGCAGCUCAAGGGGAGAAGGUCGCCAAGGUGGUUGCACAGGAUGAGGUCAAAGGGGCAUCAACGGAUGGGGUUGCAGCUGAAAAAGAGCCUGUGAAGGCUCCGGUGUCUGUUGCUCCUGCUCAAGUUCAAGAAGCUCCCAAGGAGACGGCGGCAGAUCUGAUGAAGGAGAAGCUGGGCUUGUACCUCAAGGAGACGGAGCGCAUCUGGUGGAAGGAGCACUUUCCGGAAGUCCCAGAAGAGGUGCUUCGACACAUGGUGGGUCAGGGGGAGGAUCCAAUGGUGUGGACAUGCCCUUGGAAUAGAAGGCAGCGUCGGGGACAUCGUCGAGUGUGGGCUUACUUGUGGAAGCUUGCAGAGGGUGGCUUCAUCAAGGCAGUGAUCGGUGGCCCACCUUGCAGGACCACAAGCCGAUUGAGAAAUCGUGGACCUCCGGGACCCAGGCGUCUCCGUGGAAGAGAUGAUGAGCGGUGGCACCUGGAUCACCUGGAUCCCUUCGAGUUGGAACUUGUCAACAGUGACAGCGCGCUGAUGUUGAAGCACAUGGCGCUGUGGGUGAAGUCAAAUGAAUGCCGGACUCUGCCAAUGGAGCCAACUGGUUUUUUCAUGGAGUCCCCUGAGGAUCCCAAGGACUACUUGGAGGAUGAGGAGGAAGCCAAGAUUUGUCCGAGCUUCUUCAACUUCAAGGAGCAAAUCUUCUUAUAG
This is a messenger RNA of Cladocopium goreaui, 3735 nucleotides long. The record is from the annotation of a GenBank genome assembly. Lineage: Eukaryota; Dinophyceae; Suessiales; Symbiodiniaceae.